This is a messenger RNA of Helianthus annuus (common sunflower), 1195 nucleotides long. RefSeq lists its product as uncharacterized. The coding region runs from base 338 to 778 and encodes 146 amino acids. The record is from RefSeq and is a predicted model, not a curated record. NCBI's taxonomy places the organism in Eukaryota, Viridiplantae, Streptophyta, Magnoliopsida, Asterales, Asteraceae. The transcript is spliced from 2 exons.
AGGCUGUGCUGUUGGAUACGAACAGAAGGAAAAGAAGGGGCGGGAACAGUCGACCACGACACCACUUCAGUCUGAAAUCGCCGCCUUCGACAGAGCUUCAAUCUUCGACUUCUUAAAUCUUCAUAACAUAAGAAGGAAUGAAGAACAAGGAAGGGGAAUUGAUGAUGAAAACCAUGAGAUUAAACGUCAAAAACCUUCAACUAACGAACCGGUUAAUGAACCGAUUAAUGAAGCCGAUCAAAACAUUCAACAAGAGCAUGAUAUUCCUCAAAAUAAGAUUAACAUCAAUGAAGUGGAUGUUAAUAGUCUAGAAAGAGAUCCCGCGAAGCGACUCGGAAUGUGGAAAUAUCCGGUUAAUAUAAGGGAGCAAGUAAGACUGGCUUAUAUAUCAUUAGGAGUGUAUCAAAUAAAGCUUGAAGAGUAUAAGCCUAGAGGUCCAAAGAACAAUCGUCGAAGAUUUAAGUAUGCUUGGUUUGAUAUGUUCCCUGACUGGUUAGAGUAUUCUCCAACGAAACACAAGGCUUAUUGUUUCCUUUGUUAUUUAUAUAAUGAUAAACCGAAUGAGAGCCACGGUCAUGGUGCGUUUACUAGUGAAGGAUUUGACAAUUGGAAAAAAGUUAAUGAUGGGGAUAAGUGUCCAUUGUUGAAGCACAGUAAAUCUUCAAAUCAUAAAAACGCUUUUCUAUUCUACAAGAACUUGUUGAAUCAAAAAGCACACCUUGAAAAUUUCUUAAUUGAAGAAUCUAAAAAUCUUAAAGGAAGACGGUCAGAACUAUAAUUCUUUAUCCAGGUGAACCGGGUACCCACCUUCAUCUCCUUUUUUAAUGUAUUGGUGUCUUUGUUCCAUUGUUUGUUAAACAAUGUUUACUUUUUAAUGUUUGAGAACGUUUUUUAUUUGAUAUUAAUGUUUGACCCGACCUGAAUCGAAUCAUCGACGUCCGACCCGAACAUAUCACCUCGAAACAAAGCGAUUGAAAAAUUUUUUAGGUCCGGUGACUUCCGACCCACCGUUGGAAAUUUUCAAGCUUCGCCACUGCAGGUGCUUACCACUGCGCCAGUCCUUGUAGGCUGUAUUUGGUAUUUGGGUUAACUGAUAAUGUGGUAAAAAAGAGCUGCUGAUUUCCUAUGAUUUUUGUGACACUGAUCAUCUAUCUGUUUGUUCAUACUCUAUUUGCAUGGUCUGGAUGGUGCAUAA